GAAGCACUGACGACGGAGGAGGAAGAACCGCCGUGGGGCUGAGUCCGCCGCAGGCCGACGAAGACGAGCGCUGUGGCGGCGGCGGCGGCGGCGGCGAGCCGGCCUGUGCCUCUCAUGGCCCCCCUGCCGGGCCCCGCCGCGCCCCCGCGGCUCCUGCUUCUUCCGGCCUCGGCCGCCCAGGCCUCUGCCCCGCCGCCCGGGCCGGCCUCCACCACGGCCUCGCCGCCUCGCAAGCGGCAGCGCCUGGCCCACCUCAGCCCCGAAGAGAAGGCGCUGCGCCGGAAGCUGAAGAACCGCGUGGCGGCACAGAGCGCGCGCGACCGCAAGAAGGCGCGCAUGGGCGAGCUGGAGCGGCAGGCCGUGGAGAUGGAGGCGCAGAAUCAGAAGCUGCUGGCCGAGAACCGGCUGCUUCGCGAGCGCACGCACCGCCUGGCGGCGGAGAACCAGGAGCUCCGCCUGCGCCUCGGGCUCCCGGCUCUGGAAGGGGGCGCCCACGUAGUAGCAGCAGAGGCAUCGCUCAAGGUGGAAAUGCAGGAGCCCUCCGAGGAGGAGGAGGAGGAGGAAGACAGCAGGAGCAGCAGCAUCGAGACAGCGACCGGGUCCGCUGAGUCCGCAGUACUUAGACUACGUGUUCCUCUGCAGCAGGGACAGGCCCAGCAGUCGUCUGCCUUGGUGGUGGCAGCCUCCACCUGGAUUCAGAUGGCCUCGAUUCUUCAGAUUCUGAGUCUGAUCUCCUCUUGGGCAUAUUGGACAGCCUGGAUCCAGACCUGUUCUUGCGCUACAGUGGCCCUGAGCCAACCUGCUUGGAGAAGCUGCAGCAGGUGGUGUGCGGAGGAGAAGCAGCCUCCUUACCAGCCUCCCCCAGUUCCUCUCUGGGGCCCACAUCACCCAAGCUGGAGGCCGUUAAUGAACUGAUCCAUUUUGACCAUGAGUAUACCAAGCCAUUCUUCCUGGAGAUUGUGCCAGAGGGGGGCAACCAUGCCAAUGUGCUAGUGAGCACAGAGGACGCGGCCCCUCCUUCCCCUUCUGUACUUAGUGCCUCCUGCCUCCAGUCCCCCGU
Molecule: messenger RNA, 1060 nt
Organism: Varanus komodoensis (Komodo dragon)
Lineage: Eukaryota; Metazoa; Chordata; Lepidosauria; Squamata; Varanidae
Gene: XBP1
Product: X-box binding protein 1
Exons: 5
Coding region: 115-915 (266 amino acids)
Cellular component (GO): nucleus
Molecular function (GO): DNA-binding transcription factor activity, RNA polymerase II-specific; RNA polymerase II transcription regulatory region sequence-specific DNA binding
Source: RefSeq, a predicted model, not a curated record